GGUCGGACCGGACCGGACCGGACCGGACCGGGCCGGGCCGGGCGCUCUCCGGGCCCGUGCCAGGGCAGUCCCGGAGCCGGCAAGGGCCGUCCCGUCAUUGCGGGCAGCGCUGUGGAUGGAAGAUUUCAUGCCUACUGGUUUGCAUAAUAGCAGAGGCUAAAUAGGCAUGAAGGAGACUAUAGUGGGGAUGAGAAGUGUCAAAAGAGAAGAAAUGAAUCCUACAAAUGAUGAUCGAGUGUUUGGGACCAUUUUUGACUGGGACUAUCUCUUAUGGGAAAUUCGUUUGACGUUUUUAGCUGCUGGUUUUUUAAUCUACUUGGGAGUAUUUCUUCUGUCUCACUGGUUGUCUUCUUGGAGAAGUACCACUUACCGUGCCUUGUAUGCAAAGGAGAAGGUGUUUUGGAAUAUGGCAGUCACACGUGGUGUCUUUGGACUUCAGAGUUGUGUUGCUGGGCUAUGGGCUUUGCUCAUAGAUCCUGUUUUUCAUGCUGACAAAGUCUAUUCACAGCAAAAGUGGAGUUGGUUUAACUGCUUAAUAGCAGCUGGAUUUUUCUUGCUUGAAAAUGUAGCAGUUCAUGUGUCCAACAUUAUUUUUAGAACAUUUGAUGUCUUCUUAGUGGUUCAUCAUUUGCUUGCUUUUGGUGGCUUGGCUGGUUUAGUAAUUAAUGUGAAAUCUGGACAUUAUCUGCCUUUGAUGGGAAUGUUGCUGGAGAUGAGUACUCCCUCAACAUGCAUUUCCUGGAUGCUUCUGAAGGCUGGCCGUGCUAACACCUUUUUCUGGAAGGCAAACCAGUGGGUGAUGAUCCAUCUGUUUCACUGCCGCAUGAUUCUCACCUACCACAUGUGGUGGGUGUGUCUUUUCAAUUGGAAUUCUAUUGUAGAAAAUCUGGGACUUCUUCACUUUAUUGUUUUAUUCUCGGGAUUAUUUGCUGUCACGCUAAUACUUAACCCAUACUGGACAUACAAAAAAACUCAGCAGCUCCUCAGCCCAACUGACUGGAACUUUGAAAAUAAAGCAGUGGAAAAUGGAAGAUUGAAUGGCGAAACACAUCAAAAGAAGAGGAUAUAGCACUGAAACAACAAUUUCCCAGCAGGGUAACAGAAGAAUACAAUGCAAAGUCUUUCUUUGCACAUGAACUAGAAGAUUUUGCAAGAAGCUCAUUUAUGCAGUGACUCCUUGCCGGUAGCACUCUGUGUGCAUCACAAGUGUUGAAAAGCAUUGUUUGUGUUUAUUAUGUGUAUACAUAUAAGAACUUCAACUCUCAUUAUGAAUUACACCAACAAUUUGUCAGGCUGGACAGUAUUUCAUAAUUUAGUAGUGAUGUGCUCUCUAAUGGCAUGGUUUUUUCCCUACUGCUUCAAAGUGGCUUUACAGUAAGUCAUCUAUUAAGCUCAGCUUGAAUCAAGUUUAGCUCAAUCCUAUUUAACAUAUUGUAGAGAUACUGGAAAUUAUGUUAAAUUGUUUAUUAAGAUCAAUUAUGAUCCAGGUUAGGUAUGCAUGGGUACCUAAUUCCUGUGUGCCAGUGAAUCAUUCCAUGGCAGAACUGGUCAGUGGUAGAAUGCAGUCAUGGCCUGGGUUUGGGUUUGUUGUUGGUCAGUUUGUGGAUUUGGGAUUUUUUGGGUAUUGUUUUUUGUUCUUUUUUUGCUUUUUAGUGCACUUAAGAGACAAGGAAAAUAAUUGAGUCUUUGCUGUCAAAGUUGUAGUUUUCAGGUUGCCCUCAGUAUGGGAGGAGUUUAUGUCCACCAAAACCAUGGGUGUGGAGAUCCAUGCAUUUGCCAUAUGAGUGGUUUGGUAGGUAAUCCAAAGUCCCUUCUGAACUUUAAAUCAAUGAAAUACAAGUGGCAACACCAGAAGGUGACUCUGUGUCCUUGGAAAAAAUGCUGCUUGAUUGUAAAAUUACUUAGUUUGUAUGUCCCAUGUGAGGGAUCAUGCAAUUAGUUCCAUUAGUACUUCUGUUAUGGUUCCUUUUAUAUUUGGGAAUGCACUUAGUUUUAGAUGUUUUCAGAAUCUGAGGUGACUCCUCUGUGGAGGAAAACACAUAUUCCCUCCUGUAGGAGUUUGGUUGUUUUAAUAUUUUUAUUUAACUUUAAAGAACAUACAAAGCAACACUAACAAUCCUUUGCACUUUAUCUGCCACAUCACAAAAAUCUUUUCCUUUACCUGAGAAACUGGGUUGCUCUUUAGAUAGGGAUUAAUGGUGAUGGAUGUUCUCCCACUUAAAAUAUUGGUUUGAUGGUUCCUGGGUGAAAUGUUGGGAAGCGGGUGGAGGGAUGAAGAUCACGAUAGAAGAGAGUGACGCCUAGUGGCAGGAGAAUGGCAGGGGUAUUAGUUUUGGUGCACGAAAUAAAUGAGAUUUUAAAAAGUGGUUAAUUGGAACUCUGUGAUGUGACUGCUACACAGAUUUAUUUCCCAAAGCACUAAGACUAGGCAGGCCCAAGCUGUGAAGAAUUUUACAUCAAGCCAUGAAUUAAGAGACUUUGUAAACUGGAACUGAUCUGUGGUUUUUGUAUUAAAUGUGUGAGGGAAGUACUUUUUGGUGUAAACAGCCCCAUUUUAUUAGUUUUUGGAGGGAAUGCUUUUGAUUUGUUCUGAGUGAAGGGAGUGGUUGGGUUGCUGUGUUCACUAGUUCACUCUAUGUGAGCACAGAGUUGGAUUGCUGUUCUAUGACAGGGAGGAAACUUCUUACUUUAGGUCACAAAUACAUAGGCAGAUCUUGUUGAUAAUGAUGAAGUGGUGAACAUCUGAAAUUGCCCAUUCAAAACCAGGCUGUGAGAGUCACAGUCAUUUUACCCAGCAACCCUGUCUGUUACUGUGCUGAUAUUUAAUAGAUAAAAAUAUAAAUUUGGAGCUAUCUUCUUAUUUUUAAGCUGGGCAGAAUGAAGUUGCAGUGUUGCCUGCCUGGGCACCAUCCUAUGGUAAAAAGGGUUCUCAAAAGUUUGAAAUGGUGUACCUGUCUUGAGGAGUUGUAUGUGGGAAAGUAAUGUUAAAAGUACUUUGGAAGAAACCAGAGGGAUGAAUUCCUUGGCUAUGGAACCAAAAAAAUACGAUCUGCAUGCAUAUCUUGUAGAAUCCAAACCUCACUUACAGGAGAUCCAGGGAGAAAGGCAGAGAAUGAGUCAUCAGGUAUCAGAAUGAUGGUAUACUCUAUGAAGCCUAAAACUUGAAGGUUUGGAUUUGAUAAAACAAGGUAAUAAUUGUUAAAAUCCCAGCUACAGACUUCUGCAGAAUCCUAAUAGCAAAUGGAAGUAUCAGAAGAACUUUGGGAUGAGUGUGUAAUUCCUAUAGUGGCUGGCUAAAGAAUGUGAAGUUCCUAUGUGCUAAAAUAAAAGAAUAUGGAGGGUGGGGGUUAGUCAUGAAUUGAGACUGAAAAAAGACAGGUGGAAGUUUAUGUCAUAGCACCUGAUGUCUCAACUCUAAUAUUUUAUGUUAUUGUGUAUAACUGUAUUAAUUGAAUUUUAAAUCUUUCAUUAAAAUUAUGUUUUUAUCAUCAUAAUGCAUUUUUUUCAGUUUACAUCCUAGUGUGAGUUUUUCACAAAAAGACUGUGAGGGUUUGCAUGUUUUAACUAUAUAAUGAAUAAUACUUUAGAGCCCCUGUUAACCUAAACACUGGUAGACCUGCUAGAACAAGAAAGCUAUGCAAUAAAGCAUAACACUACUUAUUUUGUUUCUGUUGGUUUAAGAGUACUUUACAGUCCAGCUAGAAAUACAAAACAAAAAAAUACAGACAACCUUUCUUCUUCAUCCUUUUCGUGGCCUAGUGUUGGAGUUACUAGUUCUGUUACACAGAGCCUCUUUUUUCAUACUUGAGUGUAAGAGGACCUUUUAUAAGGGCUUGUAGUGAUAGGACAAGGGUAAUGACUUUAAAUUAAAAGAGGGGAGAGUUAGAUUAUAUUAGGAAGAAAUUGUUCCCCAUGAGGGUGGUGAGGCACUGGAACAGGUUGCCCAGAGAAGCUGUGGAUGCCCCAUCCCUGGAAGUGUUCAGGGCAAGGCUGAAUGGGGCUUUGAACAACCUGGUGUAGUGGAAGGUGUCCCUGCCUACAGCAGGAGGGUUGAAACUAAAUAAUCUGUAAGGUCUCUUCCAAUCCCAGGCUUCUGGGAUUCUUCAGUGUCUGUUGACUUCUCCCUUUAGGAGGAUUUUCUAGUUUAUUAUUGUGGAAGUCACUGAAACAAGUCUGAAACAGUGCUUGAACUAGGUACUUAUAACUAAGUGAUCCUUUUCAGCCUAAAGGUAGAGUAGCCAUAUGUGGCUGUAAAUCUUGUUGAAGUGAAAUUAAUCCCAGUCCUGUUGGGCCUUCUUACACAGCUUCAUCCACAAUUUAGAAAAAUUCAGUCAGCUUCCGUAGUGGUUGGAUUGGGUCACAGAGUAUGCUGCUGUGGAUUUGGAAAACUUGCAUAACGUGAUUUUAGGUGAAUUAUUUGUUUGCCAAGGUGACUGCUAGGGACUUGGCUCUGCUUUCUUGUUGAACAAGCUUAUUUGAGGAGUGGUGUUUGUGCCAUCUUUCUGAAGAUUUUUUAAAAAAAAAAAAAAAAAA
Molecule: messenger RNA, 4533 nt
Organism: Passer montanus (Eurasian tree sparrow)
Lineage: Eukaryota; Metazoa; Chordata; Aves; Passeriformes; Passeridae
Gene: CLN8
Product: CLN8 transmembrane ER and ERGIC protein
Exons: 3
Coding region: 167-1069 (300 amino acids)
Biological process (GO): lipid homeostasis
Cellular component (GO): endoplasmic reticulum; membrane
Source: RefSeq, a predicted model, not a curated record